CUGACUUCGACCGCAAUGGAAAGGUAAAAAGAAAUUAGGAUUAGGAAAAAACCCUUAAACCCUACAAGUAAUAGCACCACCAUCUGGCGUUCUUUCCUCUUCAAUUACAGCAGAAGCGGCAGUUUCUCUGCACUCUGCUCGACAAUGGUAGGUCCACUGCUCCGCUCUCUCUGGUCCACCGCCGCCAGAAAGUCCCGCUCUUCGUCCUUCCACUCCUGCUCCGACUAUCUGAAGCCCCGCAGUGCGGGCUACACGAGGACCUUCUCCUCGAUUACUGCAGCUGCCACGGCGUCGUCCACUCCGGAUGCUGCCGGAGUCGCCGUGGAUCCUAGUCGGCUUCGGAAUGUCGCUGUAAUAGCUCAUGUUGAUCAUGGAAAGACCACACUCAUGGAUCGGCUCCUGCGCCAGUGUGGCGCCGAUAUUCCACACGAGCGAGCCCUAGACUCGAUCAGCCUCGAGCGCGAGCGCGGCAUCACCAUCGCCUCUAAGGUUACAUCUAUCUCGUGGAAAGAGCAUGAGCUAAAUAUGGUUGACACUCCUGGGCAUGCAGAUUUUGGUGGUGAGGUGGAACGGGUUGUGGGCAUGGUUGAAGGAGCAAUAUUAGUUGUUGAUGCUGGUGAAGGUCCUCUGGCACAGACAAAAUUUGUUCUUGCAAAGGCAUUAAAAUAUGGUCUACGUCCUCUACUUCUUCUAAAUAAAGUAGACCGACCUUCAGUUACUGAAGAAAGAUGCAAUGAAGUCGAGAGCCUGGUGUUCGAUCUAUUUGCUAAUCUUGGUGCCACAGAGGAGCAAUUAGAGUUUCCUGUUCUUUAUGCUUCUGCCAAGGAAGGAUGGGCUUCAUCCACUUAUACAAAAGAUCCUCCGGAUGAUUCGAAGAAUAUGUCUGAGUUGCUUGAUGCAAUCACCAGACACGUUCCUCCGCCAACUGCUAGUGUUGAUGCACCUUUUCAGAUGCUGGUAUCUAUGAUGGAAAGAGAUAAUUAUGUUGGACGGAUUCUAACUGGUCGUAUCCAUUCUGGGAUUGUCCGAGUUGGUGAUAAAGUGCAUGGACUUCAUAGUACAGAUUCUGGGGUCAUCAAAAUGGAAGAAGGGAAGGUUGUGAAACUGAUGAAAAAGAAGGGCACUUGUACCCUUUCAGUUGAUAGUGCUGGUGCUGGUGAUAUAGUAUCUAUGGCUGGGUUAACCUGUCCCGCAAUAGGGCACACAAUCUCAAAUGUCGAGGUCAUGACUGCUCUGCCUACUGUUGAACUCGACCCUCCAACCAUUUCCAUGACUUUUGGAGUGAAUGACUCGCCAUUGGCUGGUCGAGACGGUACUUAUUUGACUGGAAGGCAAAUUGGAGAUCGACUAAUGGCUGAAGCUGAAAGAAAUCUCGCAAUAAACGUGCUCCCUGGUAUGUCAGACUCUUAUGAAGUUCAAGGGAGGGGAGAGCUUCAAUUGGGCAUCUUAAUUGAGAACAUGAGGCGUGAAAAGUUUGAGCUUUCUGUUUCACCUCCUAAAGUCAUGUACAAAAAUGAGAAAGGACAAAAGCUGGAGCCAAUUGAAGAAGUGACUAUCGAGGUAAAUGAGGAGCAUGUGGGUUUAGUUAUGGAAGCUCUCUCUCACAGGCGAGGAGAGAUAACUGACAUGGGUCCUGUCCCUGGCAAUGUUGGCAGGACUAGACUUUGUCUGACUUGUCCUUCUAGGGGCUUGGUUGGUUAUAGAAGUGUGUUCAACAGUGUUACACGAGGCACUGGAUUUAUGCAUCGUGCAUUUCUGAAUUACGAGAAAUACCGAGGUCCUCUUGGAAAUGUCAGGAAAGGAGUCUUGGUUUCAAUGGGAUAUGGGACUAUCACUGCUCAUGCAUUGAUGAGUUUAGAAGCUCGUGGAAUACUUUUUGUCAAACCCGGAAUGGAGACUUAUGAUGGGAUGAUUAUUGGUGAACAUUCUCGAGAUACAGAUCUUGAUGUAAGUGUAAAGUAUUCUAAAUAUAGUCAUGAGUUGCUUUUUGUUAACCCCAAUUACUCCUUGCAGGUUAAUCCAGUUCGAACUAAGGAGCUGACAAAUGUACGUGCUGCCUCCAAGGACGAGAAUGUGAAGCUAACUCCUCCUCGCCUGAUGACUCUUGAGGAAGCAAUAGGAUACGUCGCCUCUGAUGAACUAAUUGAGGUUACUCCAAGUGCUAUUCGCUUAAGAAAGAGAUACCUGGAUGUUAAUAAGCGGAAAGUAAUGAGUAAGAAACCGAAGGAGUAAAUUCCUCAUGGUAUACAAUUUUGUGUUUUUAUACUUAUCCUUUUCCUGUCGACCAAUAUAGUCGUCUGCGGAUUUACUAUAGGCACUGUCGAGGUUUAAUACAUCAAAUAGUUAUAUCUGUAUGAUAUAUUGUUUUACCAGGUAGCUAUUCUGUUAAUUUUAUGAACAAAUAGAAAUAUAAGGAAUAAGAUAGGGAUUGAACUGCAAGCUUCUGCAGCUAUUUUUUGCCCACCCUCUUUGUAUGUAAACCUCAUUAGAGUUAUUAGAUAAAGAGAAGCUACUUUCAGUUGGAGACUAUCAGACUUCGUUUUCUGUUAAAAAAUAGAGUUUAUUUG
Sesamum indicum (sesame) is the source of this 2567-nucleotide messenger RNA. RefSeq names its product elongation factor family protein. Gene Ontology annotation, cellular component: cytosol; ribonucleoprotein complex. NCBI's taxonomy places the organism in Eukaryota, Viridiplantae, Streptophyta, Magnoliopsida, Lamiales, Pedaliaceae. The record is from RefSeq and is a predicted model, not a curated record. Gene Ontology annotation, molecular function: GTPase activity; GTP binding.